AGAAAUCCCCGGGUUUGUGUUCGUGAAGUACCAAAUCAUAUGACAUAUACAGAUUUUUGCCAGUUCUGUGGUUCUUUUAUAGAUCAUAUUUUGGAAAUGCGGAUUGUCAGAAUUUAUGGUAUGAAGGAUCGUUAUAGCAUUUUGAUUAGGCUUGGUAGUCAAGAUUCUGCUGAUAGAUUUUUCAAGCACUUCAAUUUUAGCCAAUUUUCAUCUCUACAGGAGGAGGUUUGUCGUGUGUAUUUCACGGAGAAUGUGCAUUACCGUACUGGUUCAAUUGAACAUUCACAGGAGUCUCCGGCAAGCUCAACUGAUCAACCCACUUGCGUGGUUGGUCUUGGUAUGUUUUUCUAUUUUUAGUAGUGCUCUUGAAGUUAUCUAGUACUUUUACAUUGGAACCUAUAACAAAAAUUCACUUAGGAAGAAAUGAAGAAACGAAUAACAAAAUUCAAACAUAUAUCAUACAGCCUGAUAUUUACAUCUUCGAGUUUUGUUUUGUUUUAUUGCUUGUUUCUUUUAUGUCUGUAUUCAUCUCCUCAUAGUGUCCUCCUGUUUCAUUACAGAGAGAUUAGACCAAGACAGGAGUGGAAUUUUUACAACUAUCUGCAAUCAUUCUUUUCAUUGUUCUUGCAUGUCAAACUAGACAGAUUCUUCUUGUCCGGUAAAUAUUUUUUUUUGUUUUUUUUUUGUAUUUGAGAGUACAGAGUAAUGGUUUUGAUAUUUCCAUUUCCUGUAAAUUAUUAUAAUUAAUGACCAUUUACAUAUAUUUUUAGGUAUGCAGAUAUCAUCAGCAGCAGCCUAAAAAAUCAAUUUGCAAUGUUUGCCAAACUUCUGAGAAUCUCUGGAUGUAUAUUAUCUGUGGCUUUUUUGGCUGUGGAAGGUAAUAAUUUAUCCUUUAUUGUUUUUGUUGGUUUUUGUUCUCUCUAACUUUUUAUUUUAUAUUUGUGUUUGUAGCCUCCAUAGCUAUUUCAUUUUAGCCAAAUAAGAAGAUUUAACUCCAUCUCUAUUUCGUUUCUCUCUCUGAUCUCUAUUUCAAAUGGUAUAAUGAACCUCUCUCAUGGAUUUAUUUUUCUUAACUAAUUUCUCCUAGGUCUCUUCUCGUAAUGAUUUUUGAGAUGUUACAUUUUUUGGUAUGAUUUUAGUUCUUGUUCUAUUUUUCUUUAU
Molecule: messenger RNA, 1161 nt
Organism: Humulus lupulus (European hop)
Lineage: Eukaryota; Viridiplantae; Streptophyta; Magnoliopsida; Rosales; Cannabaceae
Product: BRAP2 RING ZnF UBP domain-containing protein 2-like
Exons: 3
Coding region: 40-357 (105 amino acids)
Biological process (GO): Ras protein signal transduction; protein ubiquitination
Cellular component (GO): cytoplasm
Molecular function (GO): ubiquitin protein ligase activity
Source: RefSeq, a predicted model, not a curated record